This is a messenger RNA of Hemicordylus capensis (graceful crag lizard), 948 nucleotides long. Its product is annotated as olfactory receptor 14A16-like. Lineage: Eukaryota; Metazoa; Chordata; Lepidosauria; Squamata; Cordylidae. The transcript is spliced from 2 exons. The coding region runs from base 1 to 948 and encodes 315 amino acids. Gene Ontology annotation, molecular function: olfactory receptor activity; odorant binding; G protein-coupled receptor activity. The record is from RefSeq and is a predicted model, not a curated record. Gene Ontology annotation, cellular component: membrane. Gene Ontology annotation, biological process: G protein-coupled receptor signaling pathway.
AUGCACAAUUUUACUUCGGUGUCCACAUUUCUGCUCCUGGAAAUUUCAGAGGCCAGAGAACUGCAGAUCUUGCACCUCUUUGUCUUUCUAGCAACAUAUUUGACAACAGUAUCAGGGAAUCUUCUCAUCAGCAUUGUAAUAGCCCUUGAUCACCACCUACACACUCCCAUGUACUUCUUCCUAAUUAACUUGGCUGUGAUGGAUCUUGGCUCAGUUUCUGUCAUUGUACCCAAAUCUCUGGCUAAUUCCCUCAUGAACAACUGGCACAUUUCUUAUUCUGGAUGUACAGCUCAAGUUUUCUUUUUUGUUUUCUUUGUAGAAUCUAAUUUCUUCCUGCUCACAGUCAUGGCAUACGAUCGAUACGUUGCCAUUUGCAAUCCAUUACAAUAUGAGGUGGUGAUGAAUAGGGGAACGUGCACUCAGAUGCUUGCUACUGUGUGGUUUCUUGGUAUUUUCAGUGCAAUGUUACAUACGGGUGGCACAUUUUCAACCCCUUUCUGUUCAAAUGCUGUCAAUCAGUUCUUCUGUGAAAUCCCAAAGCUACUUAAACUCACCUGCUCUGAUCUAACCGAAUUGGGUGUUAUUGUGUUAAAUGUUAUCACUGGGUUAAGCUGCUUUGUUUUCAUUGUUAUAACUUAUGUGUACAUCUUCACUGAAGUACUGAGAAUCCCUUCUGUGCAGGGGAGACAAAAGGCCUUCUCUACUUGUCUCCCGCACCUUAUUGUCUUCUCCACAUUUGUAUUUACUGUAUGCUUUGCAUACCUCAGACCCUCCUCCAAUACCCCACCACAUCUGGAUUUGACAUUUACAGUCUUGUACUCCAUGGUUCCACCUGUGUUGAAUCCUAUUGUGUAUAGUAUGAGGAACAAGGAUAUGAAGGUUGCCCUGUCAAAGCUGUUCGGUUCUUGGUUUUCCCCCAGGAAUGCAUUUGCAAUUUUUCUUCUUUAA